This is a messenger RNA of Rhipicephalus microplus (southern cattle tick), 2713 nucleotides long. RefSeq lists its product as uncharacterized. The record is from RefSeq and is a predicted model, not a curated record. NCBI's taxonomy places the organism in Eukaryota, Metazoa, Arthropoda, Arachnida, Ixodida, Ixodidae.
UUUGGACACUUGAGAGAGGAGGGUCGGAAACUUUGGAGAGGAUAUGAAGGAGAGUGUCGCUACUCUCUCUAUAUUACAGAACUUAAGUCGGGGUGGGUUUGUGAAGGCACCUGGUGGCGCAAAGAUCAACCAGACAAAUGUGGAGCAUGGUUUUUGCCCUCCCUCCCGCAGGUCCUUCGAUACAUAUGGUGCUUCGCUUAUGUGACAGCGCAAAUAAUUUACUCAGUUAUAAAAACACUACAGCACCUGUAAAGCAAUAAAUAAGCAUGAGGUACAGAUUAAAUUAUGUAUCUCCUUUCUGAAAUCACCCACGAAUUUGUGUGUUGCGAAUGCAUUGAUUAAUUUCAGGACAUGAGAAGCUUUUGGCAAAAAUGCAGUCACCACAGCCAUUGUGACACAGAUGUAUGCAGCAAGUUAUGUGCAGACACUUGAGCACGCACAGUAAUUCAGCUCUCUAUGGGUGCAGCACAGGUUUUGUGUCAUUUGUAAAUGCCGAUACAGUAACAUUGUGUUUUGGUGUGGUUCAUUGUUUUCAGCUGCCAGCAGUCUGCACAGUGCUAACAGCAAUACAGACAUUUCCUCUAGACGGCUUACACCCAACAGCUUUUGGAGAAAGUUACAAUGAAUAUCCAGUCAUUAUAGCAGCUAACAUAAGCAGCAAACUGGGCUGGAAUUUGAAUGUGGAACCACUGGGAAAUCAAGAAAGGCCCAAAAUCCACACUUCUGCAGGCCUUACAAAAUUGCUGCCUAGAAAGGCAGCUAGGAGCGAGAGGUUUUCGUACAAUGAUGAUCCAGCCUGGAAAAUGUUACUCACAGACACAAACAGAUUUGUCGACGCCAUUCACAAGCAGCUGAAACCUACUGGCUCUACGAAUGAAAAGAUAUCUAAGUCAAACAUUCGCAUGUCAGAUAUUUCACUUGGGCUCAUUUUGAGCAAUAACCUGGCAAAUAGCUCUGACAUUUCGUUGCCAAAAAAAACCACACAUACAUCAAUAGCAAAAUUGUCAGGUGAAAAGGAGACACCUCAAUCUACUGCAAAAGGCAUGAAGCAAAAUUUACCUGCAGGCACUAAUGACCACACACAUGGCCAGAAGCGCACAAUGCCACAGGAUGAGUUGAAGCGUUUAGAGCUACCUGCAAGUCCCCUACAAUCAGGUGUUGGUAAUAAUGUAUUGGCCGUACGAGAACAACUGAGCCAGUUGAGGCAACAUGGUCGCAAAGUUGUAUUUCCAGAGCCAAUCGUCAGAAAUAAAAGUGCGCCACAUUCAUCAAGGGCCACCGCCACAUCACUGAAGAGGCAAAGACUGCUUCACAGAAGACAGAACAGAGUCAUAUCAACCACAACAAUGGCCCCUUCUGAGCCUUCACGGACAAACAAAACCCACAAAUUCACAACCACUUAUGCCUCAAAUCAUCUAACAAACAAUGCAACAGAGCGUGACAACAGCACUGGCACUACGUUGAAACAUGGAGGCUUCAACAACUCAAAGCCCAGAAGACUACGGCGUAGAAAAAAACGGCCAAAGCUAAACCUUUUCAAACCAAGACAGCGCAAGCUUACAGACAUACAGAAGCGGUCCCAAGUACGCAAAUGCCUCCCUGUCGAAGUAUGGCAGCUUACAGGACGCUGCGGACCAGAGCAGCAGACGCGACAAGACCACAUGACCGAAUCGUCUGUGAUUCGACCACGAGUUUAUGGUGUGGAUCCCAUCAUAGGCAGUGAAAAACAGGUACAGCUAACAAAACAGCAUGCCGUCAAACGUGCUCGUCAAGUGCACACGCCAUUGGAAGAAGCAGCAAGUCAGGAGUCGAAGGAGGAUUACAACUAUUUACCGGAAUACCACUAUGAUGAGGACUACCCUCAGGAACACUCGUACGAGUCCCCAGAAGACAUCAGCAAUGAAGAUUUUGAAGAGGUGGACCGUCGAGAGAGGUAUUAUGUGAGUCCUAAUACAUUCGCAGAAAACGGAAGCCAGUCGAAAAUAGACGCAAAUGCGUCCCAAGCAAAAUCUACUGCUACUGAUGUGGAAGCUGAUCCCAAACUGAUGGAGGAAACUAAAUAUUUUAACUACAGUAACAUAGGCAAGGGCACCAUGGAUUCGGCAAGCCGAAACGCAAGCUUCCAUACGUUGAAUGACACAGUGGAAGGCUUUACACUUCUAAUUGAAGAUGACAGAGAGCUCGCCUCUAUCAUACUACACCGAGACUCAUUGAAUUUGACCAGUGUCGAGAAAGGACCAAAGAGUGAGCCUGGGGAAAUAGAGCGGUCGCCUACUGUCCCAACGCCAGCGGCUCCACCGGAGCUUGCCGCCAUGUCAGGCAUUCAGCAGGUGAUGCGCGAUGCAGACACCAUUCGCGGAAGUGCACAUGGUACCUCAAGCAACCGAAGAGAAGACACGGGGCACUCCAAGUUCUUCAGUUUUGCAGAGGUUCCUGCACAUGGACAGCAUCGAUUUGGCUACAGGAAAGGCAACGACCAACAUUUCACUGGAAGGCUGGAGCUGGCCAACGGCCCACAUGUCAAAUCUGUGGUUGUGUGGGCAGACAGAAAAGGAGGCCAUGGGAAACACAUUUGGGACUACAACCAUGAGGACUGAUAACAUAUCCAUGUAAUGCUUACAAAGGUCCUGCAUUAAGUGGUUAAGGUAGCAGCUAUUUUAAAGCGAGACUUGUGAAGUUUCUCUUUAAUAAAUGUGAAGCAUUUCUCAGCCAA